CAAGGGGCGCGCACCCGGCGAUCUUCGUGAUCGCUGUGUCCUACGGACACAGCUGAUCACGUGAUGUGGUAAAAGGCCAAUCACAGCGGCCUUUUACCACCUGAUCAGCGGUGUCCAAUGACACGCUGAUCAGAGGGAAAUGCAAGUGCCGGGCACUGAUGAUCAGUGCCCUGAUGAUCGGUGCCCAGCAGUGCCACCCGCAAGUUCCACCCACCUGUGCCCAGCAGUGCGCCCACUAGCUCCGCCCACCUGUGCCCAGCAGAUCACCCACCUGUGCCCAGCAGUGCACCCACCUGUGCCACUCUGCAAUGUCACACACCUGUGCCCA
Molecule: messenger RNA, 328 nt
Organism: Staurois parvus
Lineage: Eukaryota; Metazoa; Chordata; Amphibia; Anura; Ranidae
Source: the annotation of a GenBank genome assembly